Pieris rapae (cabbage white) is the source of this 4310-nucleotide messenger RNA. RefSeq names its product ribosome-binding protein 1. The transcript is spliced from 22 exons. Lineage: Eukaryota; Metazoa; Arthropoda; Insecta; Lepidoptera; Pieridae. Gene Ontology annotation, cellular component: endoplasmic reticulum membrane. The coding region runs from base 194 to 3112 and encodes 972 amino acids. The record is from RefSeq and is a predicted model, not a curated record.
UUUUUUACGAUUUCAUAGCUUUGGCCUAUGGCAUGGCACUCAUAAAUUUAAUGUUUCUUGAUUUACGUGUUUUUUUUCAAUAAGUACAUGACUUGAUUAAAAUCAGCAGUUAUUUUGUAGUAUUUAUAUUAUAUUCAAAGGUGCCCGGCUAACAGGUCUACUUCUUCUUCAGGGUUUUGGUGUAGCAGACCCAAUGGAGCUGCAGGCAUUACUUGUAUUCGGUGGGGUGGGUGUAGUAGUCAUAGCCAUUGUCCUCCUCAUGGGGCUCUUCUCUGCUUCUGGAACUAGCUAUGAAGAAGCAAUAGCCCAACAAAGAAAAGCUACCAGUGAAUUGUUAGCUCUCGCAGAUAAUAAGACUAAGAGUAAGAAGACUAGUAAAAAAGCUAACAAAAAGAUAGCAAAAAAAGAGAAAAACAAGGAAUAUGCAACUUCUAUGACAGGCAGUGACCAUGACAGUGAGGCCCCUGCUGAGAGUGGAUUAGAAGAUGAACCCACUGCAAAACCUCACGUUGACUUUAAGCCACCACCAGUAGUUGUUGAAUUCCCCAAAGACACCCCUCCUAAUAUUAAGAUUCGUAAACGUGGCAAGGAUUCUAAAGUAAAGCCAAUUCUUGUAAAUAAAGAGGAUCCAAGUUGCGUUAGCGAUCUGAGCUCAGCGGAUUCUUCUGCUCCAGUCACCAAUCAUUUUGAAGAAAUGCAACCUAAGGAUGAGUUCGAGUUAUUACACUCUUCACAAAUGGGGGAUAAAACUGCUGACAACAAACAAGAAACUGUGGAAAAGAAGGAAAAGUCAAAACAAACAAAGGCCAUCGCAAAGGCACCGGUUAAAUCUGCUGAAGUUGUGAAGGAGGUGUCUCGUGAACUCAGUAAUAGCAGUGAAGUACUGAAGGAACCACGAAAAGCUAAAAAGCCAGAGAAGAAAGCGGUAGAAGAAGCACCGAGUGUGGAAGAAGUGGUGCCACCACUGAACGUCCCGCAGCCCAGCGAGCUGACUACAGACAAACUGUUGAAGCAGGCUAUGGUCUCCGCUCCAGCACCUUCCCAGCCAUCAACAAAGAGCAAGAAGAAGAAAGCCGAGCCUAAUGUGCUCUCACUUAUUGCGAGUGACAGCGGCGGAGUGUCGGUGAGCGAAUUAGUUCGCGUCGUGAAGGAGGCCUCUCUCUCGCGCACGGAGAUCCAGAUACUCACAGAUGCGCUGCUCAACAAGCAACACGACCCCUUGCCCGAACACUCCGAAUGGACCGAGGGUCCCAACGAUCCCGUGCAAAAGUUGAAGAAGCAACUGGCCGAUAAAGAGAAGGCUCUGGCUGAUGAGGUCGAAGCGUCCCAAGCGCUCCACGCCAAGUUGAAGGAGCUCAGGAGCCUCCUGAAUGCCGAGCGGGGUCGGGCGUCUAGUGCCAGCCGGGCGGCGGAGCAGACGGCGGCCGCUUCUCGGGUCGAGAUGCACACGCUGCAGACCAGGAUCCAGAGGCUCUUGGACGACAACCAUGCGCUCGCCCAGGAGAAACUGGUCCUUCAAGCACAAUUGGGUGAGGAGAAUGAGGCGCAAGCGCAACGCGUCCAAAUGGAGAUGCACAUUCAGAGAUUAUCCGAAUCGGAGGCGGCUCUGCUGCAGCAGCUGUCGGUGCUGCAGGCGGAAGUCAGCGGCCGCGCGGUGGAGGCGGGCCAGGCCCGCUGCGAGGUGGCCGCCGCCAGGGACUCCGUGCUCAUGGCUCAGCAGCACGCCGCCGACCUGGCGCAUCAGCUGCAGGAAGCGAACCGCCUAUACUCGGAACUGGAGAAUCAGAGGCAGUGCGCCAUUCACGCGGAGCAGCUCGCCAGGGAUGAGCUGCGACAGGCUCAGCAGAGACUCACCGGCCUAACAGAACUACAGAGUGAAAUGCAGAAGACGAGCGCUCGGGCGCAGACGGCCGAGAGCGCUUUGGUCGAGUCAAAAGAAGCCUUCGAGAUUCAAAGGCAACAGCUGACUCGAGAGCUGAAUUCCCUCCGCGAGCAACUCGCCGCACGUGAAUCGGAAUUGGCCGAGGUGAAGCUGAUGAAGGCGGCGCCCGCGCACAACGGUCUCUCUCCCGCCGAAGAUACCGACAAACUGAAGCAGGCGAACGAGCUGUCCAAGGUGGAAAGCGCGGUGGAAGCUCUGAAGGCGGAGCUGUCUUCGGCCCGAGCCGACAACGAGAGACAGCAGACGCAGCUCACCGAGUUGCGACAGCAGCUCGAGCAAUACCGAGAGAAAAACAACGAGUUGCGAACUAAAAACUGGAAGGUUAUGGAAGCCUUACAGAAUGCGGAGAGAUCUCUUCAGGCUAAAGCGCAGGCCCGAGGGACCUCUGAAGCGUCAAAAGAGCAAGAGUACAGGGAAGUGAUGGAAAUCCUGCGGUCGGCGUGUCCCAGUGCGGCACCUUCCCAAUCGAUGGGCUCCGACUGGAUCAGGGCGUUCGCGGACAACGUCAAGAGUCACCUCCGCGACGUGGAGUCGAGGAAGAUUAUAGCCGACGACUCCCUCGCCGAAAAGCUUUCCGAAAAGGAGAACGAAAAGAAAAAAGUCGAGAGUGAACUCCUGAAGAAACUCGAAGACAAGGAGAACGAAAAGAAGAAACUGGAGAGCGAGCUCCGGAAGAAGCUGCUCGAUAAAGAAAACGAAAAGAAGAGACUGGAGAGCGAGUUGGAGGCGAAGGCGAAGCAAUCGCCGGUCGACGAUUCCAGGGUUGCGGAUCUCGUCGAGCAGAACCGACAAUUACAAGCAUCUGUGGAUAAAUACAAGAGGGUGAUCCACGUCACGGAGGGCGUGCUGAGCCAGCUGCAACAGAACGUGUCCGCGGAGGAGGCGCGAUGGGCCUCGCGGCUGGCCGAGCAGCAGAAGGAGCUGGACGAGCUCCGGCAGAGAACCGUGCUCCAGGAACCCGUGGCCUUUGCGUAUUCCUGCAUAGAGAAGUCUCUGGCCACCAUCAUCGCGGAGAUGCAGAAUAAAAUCGACGAGUUGGAGGUGGCGGUAGCUAAAAAGAACACCAGUUUCGCCGAUGCCGAGAGGCUAACGGAGGAAAAAUUGCUGUCCAAUUUCUCAAAGGCUGACGUCCACAAUGGUCCACCGCAGGCAACCCUAGCUGAGAAAUAACGAAUAAGUUCAAGCGAUUCGAGGUGUUCGGGAAGAUCCAGCGAAAGCAGAUAACGAUACUCGGUAACUACGCUGACGCUGCCAACUUCAUUUCCAUUAACCGUGAAGGGAGUGAGCUCUCGAUAUCCCUCAAACAAAUGUGCGGUUGUAAUGUUUUGUAUUGUAUUUAAUGUGUACAUAAAAACCGUUAUUUCUAAGGAAAACUGAUUUGCAGUGAAAUUCUCGAAGGUUCUAAAAGAUAAACGAAAAUUAAUAAAAGGCAACGCGUCCGAGGAUAAGUUUACUAUUUUAAGUAGAUAAAGUUUUUUUAGUGCAAAUUAAUACAAAAGACAUUUUUUUCCAAUUUGAUGUAUGUUUUCCAGUACGGGAGCAAAUGAUUUCAAAUAUUGUCUGUUUUACGACGAAUUAUUAUUACGAUCGAAUUUAUGUUUACUCUUACUCCACGUUUGAUGGAUGGAAACUGUGAUUAUUAUUACAUUAAUUUGUGUUUAACUCGAUUGGUGAGCGCGGAAAGGGUUUGUCGAUGCCAGACUGGUUAUUUGAAACAAAGAUUGCUUUUUACACAAACCAUUGGUGUGGUAAAAGACUUGAUUUAUCAUUCGUAAAAUAGGGUUAGACGUUUUAAAUAGAACAUUUAGUGUGUUCAAUUAAAUAAUUAAUUAUAAUAGUAUGCUUUAGUAUUUACGAAGCGAUCUUACUCAUUUAUUUUGAGCUCGUUUCCUGCAAUAAUAAUUUUUUAAUAACAAAUUUACAUAAAAGAAAUUGCAAUUUAUUACAUCGUUUGAACAGUUUUAGGAAGUGUUAUUUUAUUUAUAAAGAUUUAUUUAUUAGCUUUUGUACUAGAACAUAAUCAUUUUUCAGUGCCUUAGAAUAAGAUUUGACUUUGAUAUGCCGACUGUUUAAUUUCCACAAAUAAGAUUUUUCGAUCGAUAAUGCAUGUUAACCAUAAGUUUUAGGGUGAUUUUUUUUUUGUUUGAUUGAUUGUACUGAUAAAAUUAUUAUUUUCGGAAAAUAUUUAGAAUAAUUUGAUUGUUUAAAUCCAUUUUUUCAAUGACCUUUGUACUGUUUGUUAUAUUCUGUGUGUCAAAUGUCCAAAAAGUUAAUAUACUUAAUAGACAUACUGCGUUAUUGAUAAGAACCGUUAUUAUAAAACUCAUAAUUUUAGAUGAAAAUAUAAUCAAAUAAAAUAUUUCUACAA